CCCAGCCUUCCCGGCCUGAUAGUUCCAAGUCUUUUUUACGAAAAGUUCUGCAACUGUUUUUUUCGAGUCGACAGGUCGCUCGUUCCCUCGUUUGCUUUCCCUCGCUUUGAACCACGCCCAGGGCAUGUAGGAUUUAUUCUGUCUGCGAUUAUCGAGAGCUUGAGUCGCGCGCAGUUGUCGGUAGCAGGCCACUGCCGGGAUGUUCCUCACGGCGAUGCAGCGCUCAGCGAUUCUUAUCCUGUCGUUACUGAGCGCUACCGCCUUUAGCUGGCCCUACACCGAGUCACUCGUUGACUAUAACUUGAACGAAAAUAAAACCGCGGAAUCGCCGAUUGAUUAUUGGGGAGAGUGGCCGGAUCAUGAAUAUCAUCCGUCUCCCGAUAACUGGCGCUUCCCGAUCUAUACAAUCUUUUUAGACCGCAUCGCUAACGGUGAUCCGAAGAAUGAUGAUAUUAACGGUACCGCCUUUGAACAUGUGGUGGGCUCGAAUCAAAUGCGCCACGGGGGCGAUCUGGUUGGUUUAAUUGAUACGCUGGAUUAUAUUAGGGGCAUGGGUUUCAAGGCCAUUUACUUCGCUGGAACGUACCUGAUGAACCUUCCCUGGGCCUAUGAUGGCUACUCCCCGGUUGAUACCACUUUGCUCGACAUGCACCAUGGCACACUCGACGAUUGGAGACGGACCAUCACCGAGAUCCACAAACGAGAUAUGUAUGUGAUCAUGGAUAAUACACUGGCAACGAUGAGCAACCUGAUUGGCUUCAAAGGACAUCUCAACGAUUCAGCCGAUUUUCGAGCAGAUGAAUAUGAAGUCCAGUGGAUCUCAGAUAGACAGUACGCCGACUUCAAAUUCGGAAAUGAGUACAAUGAAACUUGCCAGUUCCCGAAGUUCUGGAAUGAGACUGGUUAUCCAUUGACAUCAGGUGGUGUUGAGGAGCUGAAAGGGUGCUAUAAUAGCGAUUUCGAUCAAUUUGGUGAACUGGAGGCGUUCGGUAACUUUCCCGACUGGAAGCGCCAGCUUACCAAGUUCGCCUCGGUGCAAGAUCGUCUGCGUGAAUGGCACAAGCCUAUCCGUGAUGUCAUCACCAGGCAUUCUUGUAUUCAGAUUGCUAGUCUAGAUAUUGAUGGUUUUCGUUUCGAUAAGGCCGUCCAGACAACCCUCGAGCCGCUAAGUGAAAUAACUGCCGUCUACCGUGAAUGUGCAAAGAAAUAUGGCAAGCAUAAUUUCUUCCUUCCCGGCGAGAUCACAUCAGGAAAUACCUUUGGCAGUCUUUACCUUGGACGUGGUCGUCAACCCGAUCAGCAACCCGAGUCGGCAGAUGCUGGUGCUAAGCUGAAAAAUAGUUCGGAUGGAUAUUUUCUGAGAGACGAUGGAUACCAGGCGUUGGACUCAGCCGCGUUUCACUACACGAUCUACCGUUCGAUGACCCGUUUCUUGGGAAUGGAUGGUAAUCUAGUGGCUGGCUUUGACUUGCCCACUGAUUUUAUCGAGGCCUGGAAUGGGAUGCUUGUGAGCAACGACUUCCUGAAUGCAUACACGGGCGAAGUAGACCCGAGGCACAUGUUUGGUGUCUCUAACCAGGACAACUUUCGCUGGCCAGCAAUCAAGAAUGGUACCGAGAAAUACCUUCUGGGUCUUUACAUCGUCACCCUCGAGCUCCCUGGAAUUCCUCUGAUCUUGUGGGGUGAAGAGCAGGCGAUGUAUGUUUUCGAAUCCACUGCCUCUAAUUACCUGUUCGGCCGGCAGCCAAUGACGUAUCAGACUGCAUGGUGGACGCAUGGCUGCAUGACUCUGAACACAUCCAAAUUCUACGAUUUCCCUAAUGAGAAGGGACUACACGGCUGCGAGGAUAUCACCGUUACGUAUGAUCAGCGGAACCCAGCACACCCGCUGCGCAAUAUCAUGAAGCGCAUGUUCGAGAUUCGGGAGCAGUACCCGGUAGCAAAUGAUGGGUUUUAUCUUCAGACUCUUUCCCAGCUGACUAAGGAUCUGUACCUUCCUGGUUCAACGGACACUCCGACUGUAACUGGUCUCUGGUCGGUUCUGCGGAGCUACAUCCCAGGCGUCCAGAAGGAGGCAAGCAAGAACAGUCAGAACCUUUGGCUUGUGUAUCAUAAUGCUAACAAAACCGAAACCUACGGUGGUGACUGCAAAAAGAAAGAUACUGCCUUGCUGUCGCCCUUCAAGUCGGGAACGAAGCUGAAGAAUCUCUUCUACCCUUACGAUGAGCUCACUUUAGAAGAUGGUCCGGGCGAAGUCGCAGUACACAACAGCACCGAGACCUAUGGAUGUAUUCGCAGUAUGAAAUUACUUCCAUGGGAAUACCGGGCUUAUGUGGAGGCUGAAAACUUCGUGGAGCCCGGCCCGACUGUCACUGAAUUCGUUCCAGGCCACGACGCCCGAUUGUUGUCCACGGACGACAGUGGCCAAACAGUUGACAUCCAGCUCGGAUAUUCAAAAGAGAUGGACUGUGACAAGAUCGCCGAUGCGAUCUCUCUGAACUCAACGACAGUGAAGGGAGUCACAGCGUCCCUUGACAAAUCUAGCGUUUCUUGCAACAAAAUCUCCGCAAGGACAAGCAAUGAUAAUUUUGUCGGGGAGGUCCCAACCGUAUGGACGUGGUCCGCCAAGCUGAAAAAUAUCCACCAUGGAAUCCAUCAGCUGACGGUUAAGAACGUUUCUACAACGUCUGGAGUUCACACCGAUGCGGUUGACCAGUUUUUGUUCCGUGUCGGAAGUCAAAAUAAUCCCCUUUUAUCCCCACUGGCCAAUUAUUCCACCAGCCUUGUGCAGAAAUCUGACAACGGCAGCUUCUAUAUCCAGCAUGAUGCCGCUGGAGCUGACAAAUACCGCUACUCGACUGAUUUUGGCCUUAACUGGUCCAACUGGACAACGUAUACUGGCGACAACACUCUAGUCGACUUCCCAGAGUGGACCGGGACAGACGCUCAGAAGUGGAAAGGAACUCAUAUCCGCGUACAGUACUUUUCAAGGCUCACUGGUAGUAGUGAUUACAUCCAGGAAGGUGAUCACGGCUGGGAGAAAGGUGCUGCUCGUAGAUUCCCCAAUCUCUUUUGGAACGGUCCGUUCAAUCAAUACGGUUACGAUGCGGGAUUGGAUAACAAGAUGAGAUACGAUGCAAAGGAACACCGUUGGAAGUACGAUUUCGUCUACGAGUGGCCGGCCAUAGGACAGAUGAGCGUCUGGGGAAUGUUAAAGGAUGGGCGGCCCGACGUUACAGAGGUCUAUGGUGAUGUCGAUAACUCAUCUGUAGUACAGAAACUUCCUCCGUCUUACCUUUCGUCUAACGUGAUCAAUAUCACGAAGUUACCCCCAUUCCCGCACCUCGGCUGGACCAUCACGCUCAAUGACGCCAACUUGAGAUAUGAGAUGCUUCCGGUUGGAUCGGGAUGGGCUCAGCUCGUGCUAUACAUUCUUCUCUGGGUCCUCCCAAUUCUCAUGGGAUUUGCUGGUAUCUUUAUCUUCAUAAGGACAUUUUACCGCGUUAAACUCAAUACCGAUGGCGACGUGGCCAAAGAAGAUAAGCUGCCGCUUCUGUUUUGGCGGAGGGUCAGAGAAAAGUUCUCCGGCGAUGACGAGUCGGAUAAGUCGAUAUCGGAUAAGGGCAUACCGACAGACAUUGCUAUCGCAGGAGCCCCUGAGCAACGACGUACGGUGUUGAUCGCCACCAUGGAAUACAACAUCGAAGACUGGAAGGUCAAGGUGAAGAUCGGCGGUCUAGGUGUCAUGGCACAGCUCAUGUCUCAGCAUCUGAAGCAUCAAAACCUUAUCUGGGUUGUUCCUUGUGUUGGUGACAUUGAAUAUCCCCAGGAUACACCAUCCGAGCCUUUCGUGGUCACGAUCCUAGACAAGCCCUAUUUUAUCAAUGUGCAAUAUCACAUGGUUGAUAACAUCACCUAUGUUCUGCUCGAUGCUCCAGUUUUCCGACAACAGACCAAAGCAGAGCCAUAUCCUCCGCGCAUGGAUGAUCUUGACAGUGCAAUCUACUAUUCGGCAUGGAAUCAAUGUAUCGCGGAGACGAUCAAGCGAUUCCCUUCGAUCGAUCUCUAUCAUAUCAACGAUUUCCAUGGUUGUUUAGCACCGCUGUAUUUGCUGCCCACGCGUACCAUCCCAGUGUGCCUUUCUUUGCAUAAUGCCGAAUUCCAGGGCCUCUGGCCCCUGAGAAACCCCCAGGAGAAGAAGGAAGUUUGUUCGGUCUUCAACCUCCCCGUCGAAACUGCGACCAAGUAUAGUCAAUUUGGAAACGUGUUCAACCUGCUUCACACCGGUGCUAGCUAUGUGCGAUUCUACCAACGCGGCUUUGGCGCAGUAGGUGUGUCCAAGAAGUAUGGAAAGCGCUCAUGGGCUAGAUACCCAAUUUUUUGGAGUCUUGAAAAGAUUGGCAGUCUUCCAAACCCAGAUCCGUCCGACACAGGGGAUAUAGCAAAUAACCCAGACGCCGAAGUCCCUACCCAGUCCUACGAAGAACGAAUCAAUGACAAGCUACAGGCACAGAAGUGGGCUGGUCUGAAUGAAGAUCGCAACGCUGACCUACUAGUGUUUGUUGGACGAUGGUCGAAGCAGAAGGGAGUGGAUUUGAUUGCAGAUGUCAUGCCAGCCGUAUUAUCUGCGAGACCCCACGUACAACUGAUCUGCGUUGGACCUAUCGUCGAUCUUUAUGGUAGGUUGGCUGCUACAAAGCUGGAGCGCAUCAUGGAAAUGUUCCCUGGCCGCGUAUUCUCAAAGCCAGAGUUCACCGUUCUGCCCCCAUACGUAUUUUCUGGUGCCGACUUUGCCCUGAUUCCCUCCAGAGACGAGCCUUUUGGGUUGGUUGCUGUGGAAUUUGGUCGUAAGGGUGCACUGGGAAUUGGGUCUCGCAUCGGAGGUUUAGGCCAGAUGCCAGGUUGGUGGUACACUGUGGAGUCCGACGCAACCCGCCAUCUUCUGCAUCAGCUGAAGACUGCUAUCAAACAAGCUUUGGACUCGUCACAACAGGCUCGAGAGGAGAUGCGCGCCAAUUCCGUCAGGCAACAUUUCCCUGUUCUUGAAUGGAUCCAGAAACUCGAGGCUUUACAGCGAACAGCAAUCCAAAUCCAUCAUACGAAGAACAAGAACACCGUGACAGGCCCGGUGCCAGAGUCACAGAACUACUGGGAGACUCAAAGUAUGCGGAUGUCUACGCUGGGCCUUCCAGGACCUACCCAGUCGAUGACAGAGGGGUUGGAUACACCACCAGGAAGGCUUUUGUCCCCCGGCCAGUCUCGAUUUACAGAACUGCAAUUGGAGGGAGCUGAUGGCAACAGAAACAGUAGCCUGGGUCGCAAACUCUCGCUUGGUCGGCGAUCUGGACCUGGUCAGGGCAGAAAACGCCUCGGCAAGAGCCCACCGCGCGAGAGCCAGAUACUCGGCGAGGAGUUGGAAGGUGAGAACACGGAUGCCGAUGAAGAAGGCACCGCUACGCCGCAGGUGAACUAUAUUUCGCCUGAAGAGGCUAUGGCUGCGGUUAACAACACGCUGGGAACCCAAGAUAUCGGAACAGCCCACACGAACAACAGUACUCACUCACUCGCUGGUCCUCAAGGGUCUUCUUACAUGUCAGUACCAGGCUCACCGAACAUGUCGCGGGCUUCCUCUCCCAUGCCAGGAACCCCGGGACUGCCUCAAUACCCAUUCCAGUUUGCAUUGGGGUCUGGCGGAAAUACCCCUUUCGCUCACUCCCGCAAUGUCUCUAUGCUUUCCUUGCCUUCAGUCGUGGCGGACCACAACCAGCCCGUUUUCGAGCUGCAAAAGGUUGAUCCUACCUUUACAGACAGCACACGCCACUUCACGAGACGCUUCGAAGAGAUCCUGAACAACCUGAACAAGAAGAACUCAAUGACAGACUGCUGUAUUGAGACGUACCUGAUGAAGAGCGAGCGUAAAUUCUAUGACAUGUACAAUGAUGCACAGCUGAAGAAACAGCCGGAUGAUCGUGCAGUGUCUGAGACGAAUUCGGACACUCAAUAUAACCGUGCCUCGUACGCUACUGUUACUGGAGGUUCGGACUCGAAUGAUCCAGAUGAGAUCGAUCAAUGGCUCUCUCGUUUGGGGUACAAGCGACCGAUGGCUAUCCAGAGAUUCAUGAGACGGCGUCUUGGCAAAUGGCCUGUCUAUGCUCUAUUCUUGGGUCUUGGACAAAUCAUCGCGACCAACUCUGCUCAAAUGACCCUAUUAGUCGGCCAAGUAGGAGAAACAGCAACUAAGUUGUAUAUUAUUGCAACGGUCUACUGUAUCUCCUCUGUCUGUUGGUGGCUCCUCUUUUACCGGUUCCCGUCAGUAAUCGUCCUCACUCUCCCCUGGUUCAUAUACUGUAUGGCAUUCAUCAUCAUUGGAGUCUCUCCAUUCGCUCUUACAUCUCUCGGUCGAGCUUGGGCCCAGAACGUCGCUGCAGGUGUCUAUUCUGCCGCGUCGUCUAGUGGCUCGCUCUUCUUCGCCCUUAACUUCGGUGACCAGGGUGCCGUCCCUAUAAAGGACUGGAUGUUCCGCGCAAGUCUCAUCCAAGGAAUUCAACAGCUCUACACUGUCGCCCUAUGGUAUUGGAGUUCGAAGGUGAGCGAGGCAGAAGUGGGAGGCGUGUCUACAGCUGCCCUGAACUCAUGGAAACUCACAGCUGUGGUGAUGCCCAUUGCCGCCGUAUGUUUCAUAGUCGGCGUGCUCCUCGCGCUCGGCCUACCAAAAUACUACCGUCAAUCCCCCGGUAGGAUUCUCUUCUUCUAUACAUCCCUAUUCCGCCGCCGUAUCGUGCUCUGGUUCUUCUUCAUGGUAAUCGUCCAGAACUGGUUCCUCUCCGCAGAAUUCGGUCGCAACUGGUCGUUCCUCUGGUCCUCCCAACACGCCAAGGCAUGGGAGGUCCUCAUACUGGUCCUCUUCUUCUUUGUCGUCCUCUGGGUCAUAAUCCUUAUCAUCUUCCGCGCCCUGUCUAAGGAACACAGCUGGAUUCUACCUGUCUUCGGCCUGAGUCUCGGCGCACCGCGCUGGGCCCAGACGUGGUGGGGAACGUCCAAUAUAGGCUACUACCUGCCAUGGGCAGGAAGUCUGACAUCCGGUGCUCUGGUGUCGAGAUGUGUCUGGCUCUGGCUCGGUGUCCUCGACGAAAUCCAGCAAGUCGGUCUUGGUAUGAUCCUCCUGCAGACCCUGACAAGAGUCCACGUUUGCUUCGUCCUUUUGGCCGCACAGGCUCUCGGAUCGAUCGCUACAAUCUGCGCCCGUGGAUUCGCGCCGAAUAAGCUCGGUCCCGCGAGUAUCUCUCCGAACGUGGGAACGUCUCUAGAUACAGUUGGAAAUGCGUGGUUUUGGAUCGCGCUGUUCUUCCAGCUUUUGGCUAGUUGGGGCUUCCUUCUGUUCUAUCGUCGCGAACAACUUAAUCGCCCUUAAGGCUUGCUUGUGGUUCGAAUUAGAGAUCAAUCUUCGAGUACUUUAUCCAUGAUCUCCGGCUAGAUACGAAUCUACCAUCUCUUUAUGGGCGGGAUCUCACUUCCCUCCUGUUGUUAUCAGCAUUGCAGGUGUUCGUUCGGGAGCGAAUACUUGACAUCUUAAUGGGUUUAUGUAUAUUUUUGAUGCUGUGUUUAGAGGUACAUAUAUAGAUUUUUAAGAAGAUAAUACUCUUAAUAUUAAACUGUAUCUGUUAAUCA
Molecule: messenger RNA, 7668 nt
Organism: Aspergillus pseudotamarii
Lineage: Eukaryota; Fungi; Ascomycota; Eurotiomycetes; Eurotiales; Aspergillaceae
Gene: ags3
Product: alpha-1,3-glucan synthase Ags3
Exons: 4
Coding region: 200-7411 (2403 amino acids)
Biological process (GO): fungal-type cell wall (1->3)-alpha-glucan biosynthetic process
Cellular component (GO): fungal-type cell wall
Molecular function (GO): alpha-1,3-glucan synthase activity
Source: RefSeq, a predicted model, not a curated record